UAACCUCCCAACUUCACGAUUGUUGUGUUCGGCAUUUGUUUGCGCUGAAGUUCGUCUCUAAUGGAUUUGUUAUCGCGAUGACCGGGCUUGUGGACCGUUGCUGAGGGGGCGGGGUGGUGAACGGACGGACGGUUCGACGUGUGCACAAUUUCGCUGGAUGGCAGACGAAAUGAAAUUUCCGCAGGACGCCCAUCCGCAAAGCACAUCCGCCCGACGUCUCGCGUGCUAGGUUAAGCCCGACCCGGAUUUUGAUAGACGGUAAACCGGCGCGGCGCGGCGCGCGGCACCGAUCCCGAAUCGACGACCUGGACGAAGAGCCGAGCCUGAACGCGCUGCUCAAUUAUGGGCACGCUAAACCUCAUCUGCCCCAUGUGCUGCGGCGAGACCUUCAACAACACCCAGUCCCUCAAGUACCACCUGCUAAGCCUGACAGACAAUCUCUACUGUCCGAGCUGUUCGCAGCGUUCCGACUCCGUCAUGGCGCUCAUUCAGCACCUGGACAUGUGCGAGCACGACUUGAGGUACCGGGUGAAGUCCGACAUCCUGGCGGACAAGUUCAGGAAGGGCGGAAAGGAGCCCGAGAUCAAGAUGGAUCUGCUGCUGGACGUUAAGACGCAGCAGCUCAAUCGCGGCUUCCUCGCGACUAUGGGCAACAACGGAGUGGUCAUAAUGGGCGAUUCGCAGACGAUACAAUUGGAUGAGAAUGGAGAGAUUAAAGUCGUAGAAAAGAUGGACACGGAAGAAACGCAACCAGAUCAAAAUUCUCUGGAUUUCAAGAUGCCCGAAGGGCUCGUCGGCGACGUCGGCGGCGGUGCGCAAAGAAGGCUGCAGCUGCAGCCGUCGCAGGGCUUGAUGGCUAUCCCGAUAUCGAACGCGGACCGCAAGGCGGCGUUGAUGGAGAAGAACAUAAUCGCCGUGCUGCCGGACAGCUCCGAGCUCCUGGACGGCGAGACCACCGCCACCCUGAUCGACGUGGAUCGUAUAAAUGAGGCGGAGGAGCUCGACGAGGUUGAUCUGCUGCGGGUCAAGCGAGAGCUGUGCGAGUUCGAGUCCGACGCCGUGUACAGUUGCACUAGCUGCGAGAUGAGCUUCAACUCCGUUCUGGAGCACAUCAAGCAGUUCCACGACGGGCAGGAGGUGCUGCUGGAGAUGGCGGAGCAAAUGAACGACCUGGCGACGACGAGCCCGGUGUCCGCGAUGUCCGACGGCUCGGAAAGUCUGGCGGGCAACAACAACGCGAGGCAGCGGCAGACGAUGAACACGCUGCGCACGGAGGAGUGCGUGGACAACGAGGGUAGGCUCUACACCCGGAAGGUGGUGCAAAUCGAGAGAUUCUGGGACCGCACGCCGAUUCAGGUCACAACGACGCAGUCGCCGAAGGCGCCGAUGAUCGAGAAGUUCUUUUCGAACGUGGAGGGUGUCAAGGUACGAGAGAAACGCCUGGCGACCGCGUCGACCGCGCCAAAGUACAAGUGCAAUCAGUGCCUGCAGCAGUUCUCCAAGUUGGGAAACUUCCGCGUGCACGCCUGCCUCCGUGGCAGUAACCGUUGCGAGCAGUGCGACCAGAGCUUCGCGACCCCCAGGGCGUUGCAACUUCACGCGAAGGUGCACGACAGCGAGGCCGAUCCGAGCCAGAAGACGUUUAUCUGCACCACGUGCGGCACCGAGUUCUGCUCCCACAAGAGCCUACGGCUGCACUCGCGGAUGCACGCGCCGGUGAGGGCCAGACACGUCGAGGCACCCGAGGGCACGCCUAACGCAACUUUUACCUGUCCCGAAUGCGGCAAAACGCUGUCCGAGUCGUACAAAGACGCGCACAUGACGCUGCACACGGGCGAUUCGGUGACGUGCACCGUUUGCAACCGGAAGUUCGAUUCCGCGGACAGUCUGGCGAUGCACGCGGCGGUGCACGUCGAGCUGGCGCCCUCGCAGUCGCCCACACCGCAGGUUUCGUCCUCAACCGUCGUGGAGGCAACGACGACAUCGGCGACGACGCCAGCGACGGUGACGCCUGCGACGAUCGCCAUGACGUCCACAACAACGGUGACGACGACGGCGACGACGACGGUGUCAACGGCGGAACCCGGCGACAGCCAGAAACCGUAUCAGUGCCAGCAUUGCGGGCGCAGGUUCACCAGACCGCACGAGAAAGUCAAGCACGAACGAAUUCACACCGGGGAGAAGCCGCAUGCUUGUGAGGUAUGCGGCAAGACCUUUCGCGUGUCCUACUGCCUGACCCUCCACAUGCGCACGCACACAGGCGUGCGGCCGUACGCCUGUCAGCACUGCGGCAAGCGCUUCAAGGCGUCCUCCGUCUACAACCAUCACCUGCUGACGCACGGCGACGAGCGCGCCUACACGUGCCCGUACUGCCCGAAGACGUUCAAGACGCGGGUGCAGCUGGCCGGCCACAAGAACAGCCACACGAAGCCGUUCCGGUGCACCGAGUGCUCGCGACCGUUCGCGUCGCUCUACGCCGUCCGCGCGCACAUCCAGACGCACAAGAAGGACAACAAUCUCAAGUUCAGCUGCUACGUGUGCGGCGCGUCGUACGGUCGGGCGUUCGCCCUCAAGGACCACCUGAAGCAGCACGGAAACCAGGACGUGCUCGCGCUGCCGGAGCCGGCGCGCGAGGAGGAAGUGCACGAGAACUUCCUCCUCGGCGAGGAGGAGGUCGAGGAGGACGAGUUCGCGGCCCCGCCGCCGCCGCCACCACUGCCGCCACUGCCACCACCGUCGUCGCUUCCCGUCGUCGCGUACCCCCCCGGCGUGAACGACACCGACUGAGGUCAAUUGUUGCAAUUCGAUUCUAGUCGCAGAGAGAAUCGUGACGCGUCCCGCAAGCUCGUCCCUGAAGCUUGCUGUAAGCCUACGGUAUAUCCGAGAUAGAUUGCUCGUGGAGACUUGCGAGGCUGACACGGACGGCGUAUUCCGUCGUUGAAACUUCCGUCGCGCCAAGUACACGAAGGCUCCUGUGUACGUUUGCGCGUAUGUGUCACCAGAGAGUUCAACGCGAGUCGUUGCGCGAAGUUGGAGCACAUGUUUUUUUGUACCAAAACCAAUCGCUCAGAUCGAUUAGGAAUAAUUGUACGUAAGUGUUGUUGACUCGUUCGUAAAGUUUAUUCGUUCGUUUUUCCCGUGCCAUUUGUCGUUUUCCAUCACGAAUUCGUGAGCUUGAUUUAUGAAUCCAUCGCUAAAGGAAACUAAUCCAGGGAGGGUGUGCAUUACAUCAUUACUGAUACAACGCAUACAUAUUAAUUACGCAACGAGUUGUUUUACCAAUUAAUUUAUUUAACAUUUAAUUGAUUCUUUUUAUUUUCUUUAAAAAAAAGAAGACAUAUAUUAAAUUAUACAUAAAAUUAGUCAGACAAUAUAUUAAAUAUAUUGACUGAUGGAUUCUUUUCCACAACGUGUAUUACAAUAUUUUAGUUCACUUCUUGCAUUACUAAAUUGCGAGCUUUUUCUUCAAGUGCAUUGUAAUACUUAUAAUAAUUAUUAUAAUUACAUUAAUAAUUAUAAUAAUUAUUAUAUGUAAAUUACAUAUUUGCAUAUUGCAUACGUUCGAUCGCAGGUGUUGAAAUUCAUGAAUAAAGCUGAUGAAUUUCUCGAUCGAUGGAACCUACCGCAAUUUAGUUUUGAAUUAUUUUAAAUAAGGCUAACAUGUUUUUUAGUACGCGCUUUUAAUUUAUUUGAAAUUUCUUGCCGACAAGAAAUGUACUCUUUCGUACGUGACAAUAUACAUAUCGUAGCAAACUCGUUCUAGUUUUAAUUGCGCGAUUAUUUAAUUCAUUACGUGCACAAUGUAAUUCAAUUACGAAUCAUUGUGUACGAUCAUACGAAGUAGUUACAUUAAUUGAAGUUACUCAGCGAGAGAUUAAAUACCGUGCAAAUGCGACUGGAAUUUCGUUCCAGGCGAGACUUGUGAUCUUGAAUUAUUUUAAUUUAAUAAUUAAAUGCAAUUUUUUUUUGUAGUUUUAAUGAUUCAUAGUUUCUUAAUGUUAAACCUGUUGUUACAAAUUGUUGUUGUUUAAAAGAUAUUUUAUGACAAAUUAAAAAUUUUAUCAAAAAA
Wasmannia auropunctata (little fire ant) is the source of this 4069-nucleotide messenger RNA. Its product is annotated as zinc finger protein 658-like. The transcript is spliced from 7 exons. Bases 343 to 2787 code for a protein of 814 amino acids. The record is from RefSeq and is a predicted model, not a curated record. Lineage: Eukaryota; Metazoa; Arthropoda; Insecta; Hymenoptera; Formicidae. Gene Ontology annotation, biological process: regulation of transcription by RNA polymerase II. Gene Ontology annotation, cellular component: nucleus. Gene Ontology annotation, molecular function: DNA-binding transcription factor activity, RNA polymerase II-specific; RNA polymerase II transcription regulatory region sequence-specific DNA binding.